CGUGGAGGUAGCACUCAUGGCCAACGCCGGCCAGUCGACUUGACUGGCAUUCUAUCAAUAGCCGAGAAGAAUGACUUGGUAACUCUAGUCAAUGCCAUUACGGAGAGAAUGGCUAGAGAUAUUAGCAAUAUCUUUGACUCCCCUCCAGUUGCUCCACUCCAAAGCGACCAUGAUCACCACCACCACCACUGGCUUCUGCUUUCCCUACAUCAUCAAAAACAGCACAAACCAACCUCCCAUUCACUUAUGGGUAUAAAACGAAUUGGUUCCUCAAAGCCAUUUGAUAAGACACACGAUAUCAUCGAGAAAGAGGAGAAAGAAGCCAUGACGCCGCAGCUGCGUGAGCUAAAGAAGGAGGCUUUGAUCUUUUUUCGCAAAUGGCAGACUAUAGUCUUGCAGCGUGUUCGAGAUAUUGCCGUCAGUGAUCAACCAGGCCCUCAGCUAAGCAUUCGUGGUCGUGGGCGUGGAAUUAGAGGAAUGCCUCGAGGGCGAGGUGUAGGUGGUCGUGGCGGCGGCAUGAUGCGCAGCCCCCUGACUCUGGCAACAGGACCACCGCGAGCACCGUCCAAUUAUGUGGACCGUAGCCUAGCUACUCAGUUUCCCCCGGUUCCCAACGCUCUAUGGACUCUGGAUAUGGAGAAGCGUAGGCUAUUGCUGCAUGUUGUGUUUCUCGUUCUGCUAUCGAUGCAAGAGUACACAGCAAAUGCAAGACACCUCAUACAGAGCCUUGCAACUUCUUUGAACCUCCCACCUUGGGUAUACCGAGAAGAAGAACUACGCCUUGCUCGCGGGCUAGCUAGGACAGCUCUUAACCUCUCUGAAGAAGAUGCGAUUGCACUGAAGAGUGAGGAGACGAAGACAUCUCGACGCUGGAAGCUUGGGUUGGGAAACAAUUCGGGAAAACUUGCUGCUCCUCUUGCUGCAGUUGGUAUCGGUGCGGCCCACGGUGGUCAUGGACUCACUCAGUUUACAGCGGCAGGGCUAUUGGGAAUAAUGGCCGAUAAUGCACUCGCAAUAGGCAGCCUCUUCGGCAUCAAUACUUUAAAGCCGUUGGGCAAGAUGAUGGAAACUUUCGCUCGAGAAGUUACCGACUUCGCAUUCAUUCCCAUUCAUAGCACGGAUGCGUCUGAGUACCGCGACCCCCGAGUUAUUCCAGCGGAACAUCGAAGACUUUGCCUUACCAUCACUAUAGGCGGAUAUGUCGUUGGGGAUGAAGAUAUCACAAAAACUUGGCAAAGUCUAGGUCGCUAUACCGAAACUUUUGUUACGCGGUGGGAAACUGCAGCCCUCACAAGCCUUGGCGGCUCCCUUGACACUGUUAUAAAGAGCAGUUCUUGGAGCAGUGCCCAGGCAGAGAUUAAAGCUCGCACAAUUUUCUCAAGCCUUGUGGACGCUACCUGGCCCAUUUCACUUCUCAAAGUCAGCAAGAUUUUGGACAAUCCUUGGAAUGUUGCGAUAGUCAGAGCAGAGAAGGCAGGGGCUGUAUUUGCUGAUGCCAUUUUGCGACAAAAAUUUCAUGGAGACAGGCCAGUCUCGUUGAUUGGAUACGGCCUUGGGGCCCGUGCCAUCUAUACAUGCCUCAUGGUAUUAGCAGAGCGCCGACAGUUUGGAGUCAUCGACUCAGUUGUCAUGAUGGGCUCCCCAGCACCGUCGGAGAGUCGCGUAUGGCUGACGCUCAAGAGUGUUGUAUGUGGCCGCUUGGUCAACGUCUAUUCAGAACACGACUACAUGCUCGGAUUUCUAUAUCGAACUGCCAAUAUUCAGUUCGGUGUCGCUGGUUUGCAGGAAAUCCAGGGAGCAGAUGGAGUCGAAAACUACAGAAUGAAGAGCCUUCCUCGCGGCCAUCUGACCUAUCAAAGCCAGGUGAGUCAGAUUUUGAAGAAUAUUGGCUGGGAGGAUGCCACCGCAGAUGCU
Messenger RNA from Trichoderma atroviride IMI 206040, 1914 nucleotides. RefSeq lists its product as uncharacterized. Lineage: Eukaryota; Fungi; Ascomycota; Sordariomycetes; Hypocreales; Hypocreaceae. The record is from RefSeq and is a predicted model, not a curated record.